Messenger RNA from Ochotona curzoniae (black-lipped pika), 2520 nucleotides. It is a transcript of the gene TMEM259, whose product is annotated as transmembrane protein 259. The record is from RefSeq and is a predicted model, not a curated record. Bases 121 to 1944 code for a protein of 607 amino acids. The transcript is spliced from 11 exons. Gene Ontology annotation, cellular component: endoplasmic reticulum. Lineage: Eukaryota; Metazoa; Chordata; Mammalia; Lagomorpha; Ochotonidae. Gene Ontology annotation, biological process: response to endoplasmic reticulum stress; positive regulation of ERAD pathway.
CCGCGGCCGGGAAGGGGAAGAUGGCGGCUGCGGCGGCCGGGCGGCCGUGAGCGGCGCAGACAGGGACGCCCAUGGCGGCCGGGAGGCGCCCCAGGGCAGCCGCGGGCCGUUGAGGGAGGCAUGUCGGAGCACGCGGCGGCCGGGACGCCGGGGCCUGCGGGGCCCAACGGUGGCGGCCCUGGCCCCGCGCGCGGCCCGCGCACCCCCAACCUCAACCCCAACCCCCUCAUCAAUGUGCGCGACCGGCUCUUCCACGCGCUCUUCUUCAAGAUGGCUGUGACCUACUCGCGCCUCUUCCCGCCCGCCUUCCGCCGGCUCUUCGAGUUCUUCGUGCUGCUCAAGGCGCUGUUCGUGCUCUUCGUGCUGGCCUACAUCCACAUCGUCUUCUCACGCUCGCCCAUCAGCUGCCUGGAGCACGUGCGUGACCGCUGGCCGCGGGAGGGCGUCCUGCGCGUGGAAGUGCAGCACAACUCGAGCCGUGCGCCCGUCUUCCUGCAGUUCUGCGAUGGUGCCGGGGGCCGCGGGAGCUUCCCUGGCCUGCCCGGGGCGCCCGAUGAGGAGGAGGAGGAGGAGGAAGAGCUGACCCUAGAGAUGUUUGCCAACAGCUCCGUCAAGUUUGAACUGGACAUCGAACCCAAAGGGUUCCAGCUGCCCAGCAGCACCGAGGCGCUCAACGACAGCCACGAGUUCCCCUUCUCGGAGACGCCCGGCAAAGGGUGGCCGCAGGAAGAGUACAUUGUGGAGUACUCGCUGGAGUAUGGCUUCCUGCGCUUGUCACAGGCCACACGUCAGCGCCUCAGCAUCCCGGUCAUGGUGGUCACCCUGGACCCCACGCGGGACCAGUGCUUCGGGGACCGCUUCAGCCGCCUGCUGCUGGACGAGUUCCUGGGCUACGACGACAUCCUCAUGUCCAGCGUGAAGGGCCUGGCGGAGGACGAGGAGAACAAGGGCUUCCUGCGCAACGUGGUGUCGGGUGAGCACUACCGCUUCGUGAGCAUGUGGAUGGCACGCACGUCCUACCUGGCUGCCUUCGUCAUCAUGGUCAUCUUUACCCUGAGCGUGUCCAUGCUGCUGCGCUACUCGCACCACCAGAUCUUUGUGUUCAUCGUGGACCUGCUGCAGAUGCUGGAGAUGAACAUGGCCAUCGCCUUCCCGGCGGCACCUCUGCUCACGGUCAUCCUGGCCCUCGUGGGGAUGGAGGCCAUCAUGUCCGAGUUCUUCAACGACACCACCACGGCCUUCUACAUCAUCCUCAUCGUGUGGCUGGCCGACCAGUACGACGCCAUCUGCUGCCACACCAGCACCAGCAAGCGGCACUGGCUGCGGUUCUUCUAUCUGUACCACUUCGCGUUCUACGCCUACCACUACCGCUUCAACGGGCAGUACAGCAGCCUGGCCCUGGUCACCUCCUGGCUCUUCAUCCAGCAUUCCAUGAUCUACUUCUUCCACCACUACGAGCUGCCCGCCAUCCUGCAGCAGGUGCGCAUCCAGGAGACGCUGCUGCGGAGCCCGCCCCUGGGCCCCGGGGCGCCCUCGGCGCUGCCCGACGACCUCAACAACAACCUGGGCGGCCCCGCCGACGGCCCCGACCCCGGCCAGCCCCUGGCGCUGGGCCCCGGCUCCUCUGCCGCUGGCGGGGGCUCCGGGCCCGUGGCCUCCGCGCCCAGCUCCCUGGGGGCCGUGGCCGCCUCGGUGGCCGCCGCCGCCGGGGGUGACCUGGGUUGGAUGGCUGAGACGGCCGCCAUCAUCACGGACGCCUCGUUCCUCUCGGGCCUGAGCGCCUCUCUGCUGGAGCGGCGGCCCCCCGACAUCCCCAGCGCCCCCCAGGACAGCGUCUCCCAGAGCGACGCCGCCCCGGACCCGGCCCCCACGGUGGACACGGGGGACGGCAACAGCGCUGCCCCCGCAGCCUCGGUGGACGCACCCUCCCAGGCCGGGUCCUGAGCCCUGGGGCCCACCCACUGGCCUCACUGGAGCUCGUGGGGGCGGCCACGGCGGGCCCCCCGCCUCUGCCUGCCGGCCUGCUGCGGCUGGCUUGGGGCCCCCGGUCCCUGCUGAGAGGCGAGUCUGUGGUCUUGGAGAUGGGGGGCAGGGCUAGGUGAAGUCUGGAGUCUCCGAGGGCCCAUGGGGGUCCCCGGGGCGGCCCUGGGCAGUGACCGCGCAUGCGUGCGUGCAGGAGAGGCCUGGGUGGGUGGGCGGGCGGCCCCGCAGCGCUGGCCGGGGUGGGCUCGGCCCUGGCGCUGCCCGGUGCUCCCUCUGCAGUGCCUUGAACACGCCCGGCCCCGCCGCGCACCAGGCCUGGGGCUCCCCGAAAGGGCAGCGCCCUGUCUGGGAGCAGCAGGGGUGCAGGUGCCAACAGCAGGAGCGGCGGCCGGCGCCGGGGUCCAGCCCUGCUCAGGGCGGGCGGUGAGCCGAUCAGUCGGUGAGGAAUGCGGGCGGGCGAGUGCUCAUUCCACUCUAUUUAAUUGCAGUGUACAAGAUUGUGUUUGUAUAUAGAAUAAACUUCCUGGACAACCGCCA